Molecule: messenger RNA, 954 nt
Organism: Nematolebias whitei (Rio pearlfish)
Lineage: Eukaryota; Metazoa; Chordata; Actinopteri; Cyprinodontiformes; Rivulidae
Product: olfactory receptor class A-like protein 4
Exons: 4
Coding region: 1-954 (317 amino acids)
Biological process (GO): G protein-coupled receptor signaling pathway
Cellular component (GO): membrane
Molecular function (GO): G protein-coupled receptor activity
Source: RefSeq, a predicted model, not a curated record
AUGGGACUUGGCAUCUCGGUGUGCCCUGCACAGUGCUCCUUUUACAUCAUUCUGGUGCUGUUGGGAAUUGUGGGUAAUGUCAUGGUGACCUGGGUUAUCGGGAAGAGUGUAAUCAUGGACCGUGGUGUGGGGCACAACUCGGACAUCAUCAUAUUGAACCUGGCCCUGUCCAACCUGAUGGUGUCGGUGAUGAGGAACGUGCUGCUCAUCAUCUCAGAUCUGGGGAUCGAUCUCUAUUCAACCCAAAAGUGGUGCCAGUUCCUGAUGGGGAUCUGGGUGUGGCUGCGAGCGGUCAACGUGUGGUCCACGCUGUUCCUCAGUGCUUUCCAUCUCCACACUCUGAAGCGAGUGGCUCCCAGUGGAAGAAACCUGCAGGGGCUGUGGGGCUCUCAAAUGACCCUGCUGCUCAGUCUGAGCUUCAUGUGGAUCAUCAACCUCCUUUACUCCAUUCCUGCUUACAUCUUUUCCACAAAUGGCAACGAAAACACUACAGAGAGCCUGAUGCUGACCAGCAGCACGACGCGCCCCCUGCUGGGCUGUGUGUGGAAGUUUCCCUCCAACUACUCCGGCCUGACCUACGCCACCACAUCUAUGGCCAUACAUGAAAUACUUCCCAUCAUCUUGAUGAUGGUCACCAACGUGACCUCCCUCUACACGCUCUACACCCACGGUAAGAUGAGGAGCUCCGUGCAGGACGCUGCUGUCGUGAAGCGGAUCCCAGCAGAGAGAAGAGCAGCCAAGGUGAUUCUAGCUCUUGUCAUGAUCUUCGUUGUGUCUUGGGGAACCAGCAUCAUCUCUGUCAACUAUUUCAACUACAACAGAGGCUCCUCAGCAGACUUCCUCCUGGUCAUCUCUCGCUUUGCCAACACCUUCUUCAUUGCCUGGUCACCUGUUGUUCUGGCAUUCGGACACAGGGGUCUGCGUACCUGCAUCAAAUCAACACUCACCUACUGA